This is a messenger RNA of Bradysia coprophila, 603 nucleotides long. RefSeq lists its product as uncharacterized. The record is from RefSeq and is a predicted model, not a curated record. NCBI's taxonomy places the organism in Eukaryota, Metazoa, Arthropoda, Insecta, Diptera, Sciaridae.
CAUAAAAUUAUAACUUUUUUUUGUAAACAACAAUCAAAAUCAUGUCCGUCUCAAUAGAUAUAGAGUCAUACUGUCGCCUGUGCCUACAGCAAAAUGAAACAAAUUUAUCCAUUUACGAUGAGGUUCAAGAGUUCAGCAUGAGCAUCUGUGAUUUGUUAAUAUUUUACGGUGAAAUGACGAUAAACGACAAGGACGUUUAUCCGAAAAUAAUUUGCGAUGAAUGCUUAAGGGAGCUGCUGGUUGUUGCCAAAUUCAAAGAGAAAGUCAAACUCGCCGAGCACACAUUAGGCCAGUUGAUCACAGCGGACGACAGGACCAGCAAUUGUGACGAGGUGAUUAUAGAAGAGUCGGACGACACUGAGAUCGAAGGAUACGUCACGAUCAAAAAAGAGAACGAAGCCUACGUACCAGAAGAAGAAGUAGUAAACACCGGGUCAUACGAAGAGGUGGAAUUUUUAGAUUUAAAUGGACAGACACAAACGCUGAACACUGUGCAAUACGUAACUGUUGUCUAUUGACGAUGUGACGAUGAAUUCAUCGAUGAAAUUAUCGAGGAAUGUAGUGUGGACGAUAGUGACAUUGUGGAAACCAUUGUCAGUGAUA